Molecule: messenger RNA, 1778 nt
Organism: Leguminivora glycinivorella
Lineage: Eukaryota; Metazoa; Arthropoda; Insecta; Lepidoptera; Tortricidae
Product: serine protease inhibitor 77Ba-like
Exons: 1
Coding region: 476-1744 (422 amino acids)
Molecular function (GO): serine-type endopeptidase inhibitor activity
Source: RefSeq, a predicted model, not a curated record
UAACCACCGCAGUCAUUUGAUCACAUAGAAACAAAAUAAACACACAUACAAAUGAAACUUUGAAGCGCAUUUUCUUAAUAAAUUGCAGGAGUGUAUCGUGUCGGUCACGGUACUAUUUAUAACCAGUUCCAAGAUGACCAACUCGCUCAGUGUAUUAAUAUUAGCCGGUCCAGGCCGGUUCUCACUUUAUAAAAUACAUCAUAAUUAUGCGUUUUAUAAAGCCACAUUCAUGUACGAAUUGUAAGCUAAUCUGCAAACAGAUACCAAUAUCACGACAGUUUUUUUUAAACUUAAUAUAAAAAUGUCCAUCCAUACUACUAAUAGUGUUUUUCAUGACAAAAUGAACUGGCCCAAAACGUUGCAUAAGAUUAUAUAAAAAUGUUGUUUAUAUAUGGAUAUUUUUUAAUGGUUUUCCUCGUUACUGUGCGAAUCAUCGUGUGAGUCUGACGCCUUUGUUGAACGCGGCAAAACAAAAAUGGAAAUAUCUACUGACAAACCUUUAAUCAGUAUGAUCCUAUUUGUGCUCAGAUUGUGCGCGUGUAUUGUGCUGUCUUUAGGACAAAAUCAAGGCGUUGAAUUCCCGCAAUUUGAUAUAAAUUUUAUCCGUGAAUCGAUGACAAAUUUUUCAAUAGAGUUAUUAUAUGCGGCAAAACAACAAGGGGAGCAGAACUUUGUCUUGUCUCCGGUCGCAGCGUGGACAAUGUUGGCCGUGACUGCCGAAGGCGCGUUGGGCAAGACCCGCCAGGAGCUGCUCGUUGCCUUACGGUUCCGCCCUAAUCAGGCGAGUAAGGUGGUCAGGUUCUUCUACCAAGAAAUCACGCGGCAGCUUAUCGUCGACAGAACUACUGCCGAAUAUAAGAAAUUCAACGGAAUAUUCUUGUACAAGGACCAUUUGUUUGGAAUUGAUGAUAGCUUCCGUCAAAUCGCGGAGGAAAUCUAUAAUACAGAAGCAGUUAAUUUAAACUUCGAAAACAAAGCAGCAGCGGCCACCGUCAACCGAGCAGUGUCUUUGACUACCGAAGACAGAAUUCCCACAAUCAUUGAUGAAAGCCAUUUUAAUAAUACUGAACUGAUUAUCACCAGUGCUGUUUAUUUUCAAGGGAAAUGGACUGCACCAUUUAAUGAUUCUACAGUUAAAAGAGAUUUCUUUAACAGAGUUGGAGAAAAGAUAGGCGAAGUUAACAUGAUGUAUAGUAGAUACACAUACCCGUAUGCGAACAUUAGUGGACUUCAAGCAAGUGUGAUCGAGUUGCCUUAUGGUGUUGACAACCAUAUGUCUAUGAUAUUAAUGCUGCCAAACCCUGGUAUCACUCUACAAAAAAUGAUCGCAAACUUCCUUCAAAUAAACUUUAAUACAGUGUUUCAGGAACUAAAAGUCUCUAAAGAGCGUGCUGUUAAAAUAGAAUGUUACAUCCCACGCUUCAGAAUUGUUUCAAAUUUUGGAUUAAAUGAUAUUUUGAAACGGGACAUGGAAAUACACGAACUUUUUGACCGCAAGAAAGCCUUCUUGGGUGGCUUAUCCCGGUGGCCAAUUAGUGGUGUAAAAGUGAUACAUAAAUCAGAAAUCGAUGUUACUGAAGAAGUUGCUGCGCCAAUCUCGUCCGGAAGUAAAACUUCAGAAUUUACAAAUGACAAUACUAUUUUUACAUUUGAAGCCAACAGGCCUUUUAUUUAUUUUGUUGUGGAAAAACACACGAAUACUAUUGUAUUGGAAGGAGUUUACCAACGCCCUAUUUUAUAUUGAGUUGUGAAUAGAAAAGAGUAUCAAAAGAUCGAAA